CGAUCUCUGCAGUGCAGUAGCCAACCAGCAACCAGCUAGCCAACUUGUCUACUCAGAGAAAUAUGGAUGAAAUAAUGAUACAAGUCAACGGCUGUCAGACUGACCCCCUCUACAUGGGCCCAUAAACAUGUCCACAGAUGACAGUAUCUCUGAGGAUGUGUCCAGCUCGGGGGCUUUAAGCCAUUGCCAUGUCAGUGGUGACGGGGAUGGGGGUAAGGAGAGUGAGACCUCUUUGGUGUCCUCUGAGGGGACAUCAGCCUCUGGGCUGGCUGUCUCAGAGGACAGACACACAGCCUCCCAAACCACAGGAGGCACUGUGGAGAGCAGGCCCAUGGACAUCACACCAGCAUGCAAUAAGAUCAGGAGUCUGUGUCUGAGCACAGAUGAAGCAUUUCAACAAGGGAAGAACCUCCCAUUCAUCAACCCAAGCUCCCUUGAGACCCUUAGGGCUUUGGUGCAGGAGAUCCAGAGCAGUGGAGAGACAGACCCUGAGAUCUGGAAGGAUUGUGAGGGCCGAUGGCUGCAUCUGUUUCAGCUGGUUGAAAAGCAAUACCAAGAGCAAAUACUGGCUCAGCAAGAACAGUACCAGUGCCAAAUACAGUUGAUUCAGGAUGAAAUUAAGGCCCUGGUUCAGCUCCAGAACCGCCAGGCCAGUGUCCAGCCACACACAGAGUUCUCCCCAACUCCAGUGACCAAAACUACUAACACAAAAGACUAUAUUUUCCCCCUCAUCUCCACUGGCUGUGCCGUCCCCAAAAAUGUGCCCAGUGACAAUGACAGCCUGGCAGCCCCUGCCCAUACGCCUUUUAGCUCCCCUUCACCUCCACUCCACAGAUCGGAAACCGCCAACCAGGGGGAGGAGCGGGCGACUACGGUGCUCAGCAGUGGAUACGGGACUCUGUCUGCUUGGGAGACAGGUCUGGAACCUGCUGGGUCUCCAGGGGAAGACGAGGAUGGUAGUCAAGGGAGGGAGAAGCAUCACUGGUCCUCUAACUUCCAGGAAGCCACAGAGACAACUGUGAUUGGGUCCCAGCAGGAUUUUUCUGAUGAGAGGACUCGUGGAGUGGAGGAAAAUCCAUUAGUCUACCAGCAGAGAACCUCUGGCACCAGCCAACCUUUGACCUCCUGGGCCCAGAGGCACAAACUCAGGCCCAGGAAGAGCAAAGCAGGACAAGCUUCGUCCCAAGUCCCAGAGUACCAGGAGCUGCCACGCAGCCCCAGAGAACCCCAGAGACAAAACCUCCUGGAGAGCACAGACUCCCAGGACCAGCAUCGACCGGCUGGGCCAUCGUCCAGCUCUUUUCCCCUGAGGAGGAGCGACAGCCUGAUGUCUGAGGCAUCAGGUCUCACUUACUGGCGUCUGAAUGAGACUGAACUGUAUCGGCCUUUACCCGACAGCUUUGACAGCGGAGCUUACCACCUCCUGCAAGAGGCGUCCAUGAGUCUUACUCCGUCUCAGGAGCGUCAGCUGUCUCUCAGAGAGAUCUAUCAGAACAAACAAAGAACAGACUGUAAACGCUCAGACUGGGAGGGCUCAGUUAUAUCCAGUCCUUCGUCACCACAGGUGUUGACCUUGGACCCAGCAGUGAACAUGCGGCAGUCAGAUCGCACCUCUGGUUUCACUUCACCCUCUCACUUCAGCAGCCCUUCGUUUGCCACCCAGCCCCACCUCUGCCCCCGGGUCGGGACCCCUGUUACCCCUGACAGCAUGGUGGAGUGCAGUCCCAACCCUGGAGAUACAGACUGCAUCUCUGACACCUCCAGUCUUUCAGUUGCCGGACCGUCCCCCUCUAAUGUGCAAAGCCUGUGGGAAAACGUGUCCCAGGCCGUCCUGUCUACCUCCCAGGAUAAGACCCAGCCCUGCUCCCACGCAGCCAGCCAGCAACGCAGAGCCAGUGCCCCGUUAGCCAGCGAGGAAGAGGGCAGUCACACCCACACCAGCACCCUGAAGCCUUGUUCAGCCUCUGGUGCUACUCUGCGGCCUGCAGCCAGUCCACACAUGGACAGAGCUUCAUCACUAGAGGAUCCUGUCGUCCUGUCUUUACUACGGCAGAACCUGAGAGAGAAGCACUCUCGACAUGUGGCUGAUCUGAAAGCAUAUUACGAGUCGGAGAUUCAAACCCUGAGAGACAAACUCAAACUCCGAGAUCUGCCUCAGGAUUUGGAGAAGAGCAACCAGGUCCUCGCAGAGAGGUGCAAGCAUCUGGAAAAAGCUCUGGCUGAGGCCACCGGUCGCAUUCAAGAGUUGGAGGCAACAAACAGCUCGCUGGAGAAGAAGCUGGCAGAAUGGCCGGAGCGGUACGCUGUCGCGGGUGCUACCGUGAAAUCGUUGCAGCAGCGGCUGGAAGAGAGCAAACGCUCGGGCAAAGAGAAGGACGCCCUGACGGCACGUCUGAAGACCCGCGUACGGCAGCUGGAGGAGGCGGCGCAGAAAGCCUGCAGGGAGGCUGACGAGAAGGAGGCCAGGAGGGAGAGAGAGUACAAGAUGCUUCAGGAUCUGCUCGGAGAAUACGACUCUCUGAUGAAGGAGCAUGAAGGAGCAAAGAACAACCUGCUGUCAGCUGAGAGUAAGCUUGUUGAUGCCAGCGAUCAAAUUUCUGAACUGAAGAGGGUAAUCUCCAAACUGGAGUCUCAGGUGAAGCAGCUGGAGCAUGAGAACCAGGCCAGGGCCCGUUUUGCUUCCCACAGUAACGCACAACCUUCUGGGGCUGGUCUUUUCCACCAUCCUGACCUGCUGCUGUCACCCAGUAAAAGCAAGGUAGAGCCGGACGUCUCCCGCAGGAAGUCACCUGGUCCUGUAUCUGAGCAGCUGAGCAGCAGCAGAAAAUCCCCGUUCCCUCAAACCAACCAAUCAAGUAUCCACAUGAAGUCACUGUACACGUUACAUGACCAGUCAUCAGGACCUGGGAGCUCUGUGGACACGUCCUCGGCCGGCGGGAGCUGGAGGUGUGCGUCUCCUCCAGAGUGUGAACAGUCUCUGCCUCUGACCCGGCACCAGGAGCAGGGCCAGCGGGAGACCGGCCGGAGGGAGGCACCCUGUGCCCUGACGCCCAUGAUGAGGGCCCUGAUAGAGCUGGAGGAGACCAGAGCCACAGAGAGUCGGGCCCCCUGUAAGAACAGCUCCACCACCCACAGGGUCGGCAGUCAGAGGACCACAGUGGGUUUUGUGGAGCGGAGACACAAAGAGCAGAUUCAGGAUCGAGUCGGGCUUCAGGCCGACAGGGAGGCAGUUAAACCUGCGGGAGCUGUGGUCGCAGCCGAGCGAGGAGGAGGAGGAGGAGCAGGAGCAGGAGGAGCAAAAGGCUGCAGUGGAGCUGCAGCUCUGCUGAGGGCUCAGAGGAGUCUGUCUCCAGAGGGCCACAGAUCCUCCUCCCUGCCUCCUCCAGCACAACGAAGCAUCCCCACAGCUACACCCACAAAGAGAGAAACUUUACUCAUGCCCCUUUCUGCCAAGUCCAGCCCCAAACGCUGUCCCACUGAGAACUACUCCACUGCUUUUGGUCACUCGAUGCCGAGAGAGGAACACCUGCUCAAAAGGUUUGAUGAACAAGUCGAUCAGAGGCGCCAUUCAUUCCACAGCAGCAGCCCCAGGAAGAGACUCCAGUUCACGUCAGCAGACAGAGAAGAAGACCUUCACCAGCCCGACUCCUCUGGAAACCUGAACCCUCCUGAUGGAAGCUCCCAGCUGGGCUGGGAGGAGCAGGGAGCCUGUAGUGGAUCGGACCUGCAGGACUCCUGUGAGGACUCGGGUCCUCUUCUCAUGGACAAACUCCACUCGCUGGCUGAGGCUGAGAGACUGUUUGACGAGCUGACACAGGAGAAACUGCAGAUUGAGGCAGCUUUGAGCCGGAUGCCUGGAGCAGGUGGCAGAGUGAGUCUGCAGACCAGGUUAGAUGAGGUGGCCUUAGAGAAUCGUCUGGAGAGGCUGAAUCGCGAGCUGGGAUCCAUCCGCAUGACUCUGAAGAGAUUCCACGUCCUCCGCUCCUCUGCCAACAUAUAGCAAUGUCUGUCUCUUUACAUCACAGUGUAGAUGCUACAACUUAGUGUCUUGGUUUUAUACACAGCACUGAUUGUCCUUCAGUCUCUUUCUGUGCCAUGAACCCAUCUGUACAGUAACAGCAUCUUUUUUAUACCUAUUCAUUAUUACUCGGGGAUAUUUUUUAUGUCGGAGAGAUAUUGCAAUUUUUGGAGUAUAUUUUUAGUAAUACACAGAUUUGUAAAGUCGUUUACUUUUUUAGUCACACAAAUAUUAAUAUGAUGUUUUUCUUGCCAUAUUCAGGUGUAGAUUUUUAAAUCAGCUGUUUCAGUGUAAAUGUGAGCGGUUUAAAAGACUUUCCAGCAGAGACAUUCGUCCACUUUGGAAACAUCACUGCCAUUUUUGUUCUUGUGUUGAUGGAAAUUUUUUUAAUGUUCUUCCAUUUGACAUGGCAUAAAAUGUAUUUAUUUAAUGUUUUUAUACUGAAGAGAUUUUGAUUUUGGUGCAUUUUAAAUGUUUUUGUUUUUGUUUUGGGCCAAAUUCUCGAACUUGAAGGAAAUUUUUGUUUACUUGAACAAGUCGCCUUUUUUCUUUGUUUACUUUCCAUCGCUGCUCGUCACUUUCUUUGCUUCAUGUUUUAAGUUUGCUACAGGACGGGACCUUUGGGAUUAGAGCCACUUGUAAAAUCCAAACCAGCACACUUACAGAAACACACACACACACACGUUUUCACAGAGUCAGAUCCUGUCGAUGCUUGUGCAUGAGUUUCUUCUGCACUGCUUCUUUUUGCCAUGCAGUUUUCCUACAAUGACGUGGACUCCACUGGAACUAUGAUUUAGUUGUUGCACAGUAAACGAAGCUUUUUCUAUAAUAACUCUGCUGUUGCUCCUUUAUUCUUCCUUUCAUGACACACACUGGUUCCUUCUUCCUGGUUGGU
This is a messenger RNA of Toxotes jaculatrix (banded archerfish), 4913 nucleotides long. RefSeq names its product M-phase phosphoprotein 9. The transcript is spliced from 24 exons. Gene Ontology annotation, cellular component: centriole. Bases 128 to 4000 code for a protein of 1290 amino acids. The record is from RefSeq and is a predicted model, not a curated record. NCBI's taxonomy places the organism in Eukaryota, Metazoa, Chordata, Actinopteri, Toxotidae.